Molecule: messenger RNA, 1975 nt
Organism: Psammomys obesus (fat sand rat)
Lineage: Eukaryota; Metazoa; Chordata; Mammalia; Rodentia; Muridae
Gene: Stoml1
Product: stomatin like 1
Exons: 7
Coding region: 83-1288 (401 amino acids)
Cellular component (GO): plasma membrane
Source: RefSeq, a predicted model, not a curated record
AGGACGAGGCGGGGCGGAGCUGCGGCAAGCUGGGCAGUGCUGGUGUCUGGUGGAGGCUCGGGGCGUGUCCCGGUCGGAAGGCAUGCUUGGCCGGUCCGGCUACCGGGCACUGCCCUUAGGGGAUUUUGAUCGUUUCCAGCAGUCGAGCUUCGGCUUUCUGGGUUCGCAAAAGGGCUGCUUGUCCCCAGAGCCGGGCGGCGUGGGGCCGGGGGCCGAUGCGCCGGAGAGCUGGCCCUCCUGUCUCUGCCAUGGCCUCAUCAGUUUCCUGGGGUUCUUGGUGCUGCUCCUGACCUUCCCCAUUUCCGGCUGGUUUGCUCUGAAGAUCGUGCCCACCUAUGAGAGGAUGGUUGUAUUUCGACUGGGCCGGAUCCGUACCCCCCAGGGGCCUGGCAUGGUUCUUCUCCUGCCCUUCAUUGACUCCUUCCAGAGGGUGGAUCUGAGGACCCGAGCCUUCAAUGUUCCUCCUUGCAAGUUGGCCUCUAAGGAUGGGGCUGUGCUAUCUGUGGGAGCUGACGUCCAGUUCCGCAUCUGGGAUCCAGUGUUAUCCGUGAUGGCUGUGAAGGACCUCAACACAGCCACUCGCAUGACAGCCCACAAUGCCAUGACCAAGGCUCUGCUCAGGAGGCCACUGCAAGAGAUCCAGAUGGAGAAGCUCAAGAUCGGGGACCAGCUCCUACUGGAGAUCAAUGACGUGACCAGAGCCUGGGGCCUGGAGGUGGAUCGAGUAGAGCUAGCCGUGGAGGCUGUGCUUCAGCCGCCCCAAGACAGCGCAGCUGUGUCCGGCCCAGAAAGCACCCUCCAGCAGCUGGCACUCCACCUGCUGGGGGGAAGCACGAACACAGCAAACACAGCGGUAGGAGGUGUUCCAUCCCCGGGGCCAGUGGACACCUUGGAAAUGAUAAGUGAAGUGGAGCCACCUGCCUCUCAUGCUGUGACUGAGCCCAGCCCGAAGCAGCCAUUGGCCGAGGGGCUCCUUACUGCCCUGCAACCCUUCCUGUCAGAGGCACUGGUCAGCCAGGUGGGGGCCUGCUAUCAGUUCAAUGUCAUCCUACCCAAUGGCACGCAGAGUACCUACUUCCUGGACCUUACUACAGGACAAGGCAGAGUGGGACAUGGAGUGCCUGAUGGCAUCCCGGACGUGGUGGUGGAGAUGGCUGAGGCAGACCUACAGGCCUUGUUGUGCAGGGAACUCCGGCCCUUGGGGGCCUACAUGAGCGGCCGGCUAAAGGUGAAGGGUGACCUAGCCGUGGUCAUGAAGCUGGAGGCUGUCCUCAAGGCCUUGAAGUAGCAGUAUCUGUUGUCCAUCCAUCACCUAACCCUGAACCUGGUGCCCAGCCAGAGAAGCCUCGGGAUAGGAGGUGGUGUUGGUUCAGGCCAUGGAAAACUGAGGCCUGAAGAUGUUUCAGGCCCAAGCAGGAGCCCGGGAGGCCAGGAGACAUCUGCGACUGGUCAUGGUGCGGUCAGGUGUCCUGUACUUUUGCCUGUGGUAGUUCUCUAGACAGGCCUUUGCUCAUUCAAUCCCCAACAAAGUGCCUAGUCCUGAGCUCACUACACAGUGAAGACAGACAGAGCCUGGCCUGCCCUACCCAGCUGAUAACCUAACUGGAGAGAAGCGCAGAAGCGGCCUGCAUGGCACCCAUGUGAAGGACCAAAGCACGUGGAUUAUGGCUCUGAGAUCCAGGAAGAUCAGAGGGAAAGGAAGGGAAGGGAGUGCAGCCCCCAAGAAGGUUACUGCAGUGGAUACAGGUGGACCCACCUUCCUAUUGGCAGGCCAGAUAGGCUAGGAGGGGAGGGUAUGGGACAGAGCAUUUUGCUUUUCCUGUGUGCCUGCACCUGAAGACGUGGCCUCGUCUACCAGCUCCAGCCUGCAUGUUUGAGGAGCUGGGCUCAGGGCAGCAUGAGGGAGAGCCCUACUGUCUGUGCUUACUAGAGACUUGGAGCCUCUGUCAAAUAAAUGUGGCGUUUAUGAUGUGGA